Trichobilharzia regenti is the source of this 1584-nucleotide messenger RNA. Lineage: Eukaryota; Metazoa; Platyhelminthes; Trematoda; Strigeidida; Schistosomatidae. The record is from the annotation of a GenBank genome assembly.
CACAUAAAGCUAAUGAUGAGUAACAAUUGUUAAGCCAGUAAGAAGACAACUACACUAUAAUGGAUCACUAAAAGAUAUGGAUCUACUGUUUUUUUGUUAUAUUGAAACAGUCUUGUCAAUACUGGUUGAAUGCAAGUUUUCACCUACGAAGAAUAACUAACGUCCGCCUUACUAGAAAGCAACCGACCAAUUCACUAAAAACGUGUGUCAGUCUAGAUACUGUGUGAUCGAUGAUCAAUCUUGUCAAUACUGGUUGAAUGCAAGUUUUCACCUACAAAGAAUAACUAACGUCAACCUUACUAGAAAGCAACCGACAAUUAACUAAUAACGUUUGUCAGUCUAGAUACUGUGUAACCGAUGAUCAAUAAUAAAGUAAUAAUGAAACCAACCAUCAGAUGUCCUGUGAUGAUUAAUCCAGAAAAAGAUGCAGAAAGAAUUAACAAGUCAAUUAAAUUAAUCGAUGCUGAUGAAGACAUCAUCAAUGAAAUACUCGGUCAUAGAAAUUUUAUACAACGUAUGGUUAUUGCAGAGGCUUAUAAACGUUUAUACAACAAGGAUAUUACAGAACAUUUAGGCUCUGUUUUAUUAGGCGGUUAUGAUAGCCUAGUGAAAACAAUGUUUAGAAAUCCAAUGGAGAUUUUAGCCAAUGAUUUAUAUAAAGGCAUGAAGACAUUGGGUUCAAAUUAUCAAAUAAUGACCGACAUUAUCUGUUGUUGUAAUAAUACUGAAAUAUAUUUAUUAAAGAAAGCAUAUGAUAAAAUACUAAUGGCCGAAGACCCAAAAUGUUGUCGUCAGCGUUCAUUAGAAGUUGAUGUUAUGAAAGAAUCGAAAGGCGCAUAUAAAUUAUUUAUGCAACAAUUGUUAAAAGGAGAACGAUGUGAAGACUGUAAAAUUCAAGCUACUUCAACUAAAAAUAUAACUGAAGAAGCUUUACAUGGUGUCAAUCAACAGUUAGUUGCAGAUGACGUGAAUGAAUUAUACGAAGCAAGUGAAGGACAAAUAGGUAAAGGUGAUCCUUCCGUCUUUAUAUCAAUUUUAUCAAAACGCAGUAAAUAUCAUAUUCAGGCGGUAUACAAUGCGUACUAUAAGAAAUAUGGCCACCUUCUAGUGGAUGCUAUUUCACGGAAAUUUUCGAAUCCUCUUCGUACAGCAAUGAAUACUGUCAUUAUGGCACUCAUUGAUCUGCGUUUACUACUCAUCUGUCAACUUUACUGUAGUAUGGAAGGUAUAGGAAUGAACGAGGAUACAGUCAUUCGUAUUAUAUGUCUUCGAUGUGAGAUUGAUUUGCAAAAUAUAAAAGAAUUAUAUGAAAAAUUCUUUUAUAAACCAUUAACUAAGAGUAUAGCAUGUGAAACACAAGGCGGUUUAAAGAAAUUAUUAUUAAUUCUGCUGAAUUGUGAAUAGAAAAGAAAUGAAGGAAAAGAAGACGAACAACAACAACAACAGCAGCAACAACAUUAACAAAAGUGAAAUUUUACAAAAAAGACGCGCUUACAAUGACCAACUUUCUUAUCUUUUCAAACUAUUCGUUUCUUUCGCUAAAGCAUAAAAUAUACUAGAGUGAAAUAUAGUUAUAAUUAAGCU